AUGAACAUACCAGGUCUUCAAGGUGGCGGCAAGAAUCCUCAGUUGAGGAAAGGGCCGGACAACAACAGCUCGGAGGAAAAUGCGAAGAAAGAGGGAAAUACUUCGAACGCAGCUGGGCAAGCCGUUAACUCCGCUCUUUUCGUCUCCAGCUCGAAAUACCUCAGUGAUUUGCUGAAACAACGGGAUUUCUGCGAGCGCGAAUGUUUCAGUCAGGAAUUAAGUUCUUUGAAUUGCUCGAAAUUCUUGAGCUCAAAAUCUCGAAACCCGAAUCAAUGCAUUCAGUCAACUCUCUACAUCCCAAUGGUCAUCGUGAUUCUAUCCUUGGCUCUUCAACUCAUCUACGGCCUCAUCUCCGUCGGAAAGCAACGAGGAAUCCCAUGGGUUGGAGAUUUUUCCUCGGAAAUUCCAGCCGUCGCUCGCCUUGGAAAGAAGUGGCUAAAGGCUGAAAUGUGCAUUGCUCUGCUUAUCAAGAAGCCAACUAUUGAUAUUCUUACCCUCGGCGACAGUAAUUCCUGUAAAUCAACGAUCGGUCACCUCAUCUUCAAAUGUGGUGGUAUCGAUGGCCGAGCUUUUGAGAGAAUCAAAAAAAGAGAAGAAGCAGCAGGUGGAAAAGGAUCCAUUGACUAUGAAACUCUUCUGAGCAAACUCGUUGACGAGGAACAAAUUGAGGGCGGCAAUAAACAUUAUUGGAAAUUUAAAACGAACAAUUAUGCUGCCAAUAUCAUUGAUACUUGCGAACCUGAUGAUAUCAAAAAAAUGAUGAGAGUUGCUACAAGCAAGGUCGAUUGUGCCCUCCUUAUCCUUUCUGCUAGGGAAGUUGAAGCCAGUUUCUCAAAGCACGGUCAGAUUCGAGAGGAUGCUCGUCUUGUUAGUCUUCUUGGCAUUGACUUUAUCGUUUGUGUUGAUGACAUGGAGUCAAUAUUAAACGAGAAUCGAUUCAAUUAUAUCACCGUUAAAAUUUCCGAAUAUCUCAAGCAGAUCAGCAUCGACCCUGAAGCCGUUCCCUUUAUCCCGAUCUCGGCAUUGCACGGUGACAACAUCGUUGAGCCUUCAACCAACAUGGCCUGGUACAACGGAUGGAAUAAGAAAAUAGAAGAAGGCAGGUUCUCCGGAAAGACGCUGGUUGAAGCGCUAGACGCGAUUAUCAAUCCAAAACGAGUAUCUCUCGAUACUCUCACAGAAUCACUUCGUAAGCCACUGCGACUUCCUGUCAAUCAAGUUUUUCAUUUCAAUGGUGAAUAUCAUAUAACUGGUCGAGUCGAGACAGGUGUCAUCAGGGUUGGAAUGGACGUCUCCUUCUCUCCCCUCAAGCUCAAAGGAGAAGUUGAGUCGAUAAGCUUGAUAAAUUUGGGCGUGUCGAAGUUUUCCAGACAGGUUUCUGAAGCUUCUAUCGGUGACACAGUUGGAUUCACUCUCAAAGAUACAAAGAUAAGAAAAUCAACGAAGCCUUCAGAAGGUUCCAUCUCCAUCGAUGAAAUAAAAAGAGGAACCGUUGUCUCUGACCCCAAGAACGACCCUGCCAAGGAGGCGAAGACUUUUAAAGCUGAAAUAACAGUUUUGAACCACCCAACUCGUAUCACUGGCGGCUACUCCCCGAGAUUAAAAUGUAACAAUCGGUCCUUUCCUUGCCAGUUUACAAAACUCCUGGCAAAAAUAGAUAGAAGGUCUAAUAAAUCGCUUGAGGACUCUCCUGAGUUUCUUAAAAAUGGUGAUACUGCUCUUGUCCAGAUUACUCCAACGGAGCCAGUUUCUGUUGAGCCUUUUAAGGACUACCCAGUCUUAGGAAAAUUUACCGUUGUAGACAUGAAACAGACCGUCGGUGUCGGUGUCAUCAUGGAGGUUGAAAAAUAUGAGAUGUGCACCGCUGAUGUAAACCAACUUUCAUCUGAAAAUCCUCUUGAAUUUGCUUAA
Molecule: messenger RNA, 1911 nt
Organism: Oikopleura dioica
Lineage: Eukaryota; Metazoa; Chordata; Appendicularia; Copelata; Oikopleuridae
Source: the annotation of a GenBank genome assembly